UUAAGCAAUAUCAACCCGUUGGAAACCUUGAAAAUGGCUUUCGGUAUCAUCAGUCGUGUUGUUUUGAUUCUCGCUGUUAAAUUUUUGUUGAGCAGUGCUUGUAACGGAGGUUAUGAAUUGAUUAUCGAUCGGAUUGAAAAUUGUGGAGGCGACGGUCAAGUAAUAACGAUUGAUCCGAAAUCUAUGGUGAAAUUGACUGAGGAUUGUAAGGUUACUUCCAAAUCGACGGUGAAAACGAUUGGAUUCAAAACUGCUAAUAUGGUGGUGACAGUGUCCAAAAACGGAGUACCGGUUGUGAAUGAGAAGAUCGAUCUGUGCGCUAGUAUGGACGAUUCAAAGAACAAUAAGGAUGCGGCCGAAAUUAUGAGCAUGUUCGGUGUUCCGGACAAAUGUCCAGUGAAAGCCGAAGAAAUCAAGACAAACGAGAGCCAGGCGUAUAGUUUGGAGAAGUACAAACGGCACCUGAUGGUGGCAGAAGGGAAAAUUAAUGUUGAUUGUCAAAUUGAGCACGAUAAUGGGAAAAGUUGUUUCAAUAUCGACAUGCAGGUGAAAAAACAAGGAGGUCUGAUGGGUUAAUGUGUUUGCGGGUUGUACAAAAAUUUCCACUGCUUUAUUCCACUGUUAUUUCUUAUCAAUUGAGAUAAUUCUAUGCACUUUACAAUUUUUCAAAAUUAAAUUAAUUCCGAAUGAUCAUUGAAAUUUUGUUGUUUUUCGAGUACUUCUAGGAUAUCUUUAAAAGAACGGGAAAAGGAUGAACGUGCACACAAAUCCAGAAUACGAAACAAAACGAUUGGUUCUUUAUUAAACUAAACUUUU
This is a messenger RNA of Malaya genurostris, 816 nucleotides long. RefSeq lists its product as uncharacterized. The record is from RefSeq and is a predicted model, not a curated record. Bases 34 to 576 code for a protein of 180 amino acids. The transcript has 4 exons. NCBI's taxonomy places the organism in Eukaryota, Metazoa, Arthropoda, Insecta, Diptera, Culicidae.